Molecule: messenger RNA, 2664 nt
Organism: Myotis daubentonii (Daubenton's bat)
Lineage: Eukaryota; Metazoa; Chordata; Mammalia; Chiroptera; Vespertilionidae
Gene: ACAD11
Product: acyl-CoA dehydrogenase family member 11
Biological process (GO): fatty acid beta-oxidation using acyl-CoA dehydrogenase
Cellular component (GO): mitochondrion; cytoplasm
Molecular function (GO): acyl-CoA dehydrogenase activity; flavin adenine dinucleotide binding
Source: RefSeq, a predicted model, not a curated record
CCCUCCCGGCCCUGAAAGUACCUGUGGGUUCCGCGGCGGCCGUCAUGGCGAACCGAGCCUUCCGCGAGCCAGAAGCCGGCGAAGUGCUGCCGCAGCACAAGUUCGACUGCAGGCCCUUGGAGGCCUACCUCAGCCAGCACUUGCCCGGCUUCCGGGCCGAGCCCGAGGCCAAGCUGACCAUUGCCCAGUACAGAUCAGGACAGUCCAAUCCAACCUUUUAUCUCCAGAAGGGCUCUCAAGAAUAUGUACUCAGAAAAAAACCACCUGGUUCACUUCUUCCUAAAGCACAUAAGAUUGAUAGAGAAUUUAAAGUCCAGAAAGCUUUGUUUUCAAUUGGAUUCCCUGUUCCCAAGCCUCUAUUGUACUGCAGCGAUGCUUCUGUCAUUGGAACAGAAUUUUACGUGAUGGAACAUGUGCAGGGUCGAAUUUUUCGUGACAUCACAAUUCCUGGAGUUAGCCCAGCAGAACGCUCAGCCAUAUAUGUAGCCAUGAUAGAAACCUUGGCUCAGUUACAUUCUUUGAAUAUAAGCUCAUUGCAGCUGGAAGGAUAUGGUAUAAGUGCUGGGUACUGCAGAAGACAGGUAUCAACAUGGAUGAAGCAAUAUCAAGCAACAGCUCACCGGGACAUCCCUGCCAUGAUCCAGCUCUCUGACUGGCUAAUGAAAAACUUGCCAAUUGAUAAUGACAAUGAAGAAAAUUUGAUCCAUGGAGAUUUCAAGCUAGAUAACAUAGUUUUCCAUCCUAAAGAGUCUCGAGUUAUAGCUGUCCUGGACUGGGAGCUGUCAACCAUUGGUCAUCCUUUGUCAGAUUUAGCUCAUCUAUCCUUGUUCUACGUUUGGCCCAGGACAGUUCCAUUAGUAAAUCAAGGUUCUUAUUUUCAAGAAAACAUAGGGAUACCAUCAAUGGAAGAACUAAUGUCAAUAUAUUGCCGCUGCAGGGGAAUUAAUUCUAUUCCUCCUAAUUGGAAUUUCUUUCUUGCUCUUGAAUGUUUUAAAAUGGCUGGAAUAGCACAGGGAGUAUAUAGUAGAUAUCUUCUGGGGAAUAGCGCAUCUGAGAGUAGCUCUCAGUUUGCCAAUUUUGUGCAACCUCUGGCAGAAACUGGAUUGCAACUCUCAAAAAGAACCUUCAGAACUACACUAUCCCAGAUUGAUACCACCCGACAGUUGUUUGUACAGACCAGGAGAGGCCAGGAAAUUCUUACUAGGGUGAAGCAUUUCAUGGAACGGUACAUCCUUCCAGCUGAAAAGGAGGUAAUUGAGUUUUAUGUUCAAAAGGAAAAUUCAGUAAACAAGUGGAAAAAACCUCCAGUGAUUGAUAAACUCAAGGAAAUGGCCAAAGCAGAGGGCCUCUGGAAUUUGUUCCUGCCAGCUGUCAGUGGCCUCAGCCAGGUUGACUAUGCCCUGAUUGCUGAAGAAACUGGAAAAUGCUUUUUCGCUCCAGAUGUCUUUAACUGCCAAGCACCAGACACAGGGAACAUGGAGCUGCUCCACCUGUAUGGAGAUGAAAAGCAGAAGCAGCAGUGGCUUGAGCCUCUUCUCCAAGGGAGCAUUGCCUCCUGCUUCUGUAUGACAGAGCCAGAUGUAGCAUCCAGCGAUGCCACAAAUAUUGAAUGCAGCAUCCAACGAGAUGGAGACAGCUAUGUAGUCAAUGGCAAGAAAUGGUGGAGCAGUGGAGCUGGGAAUCCAAAGUGCAAAAUUGCAAUUGUUAUGGGAAGAACUAAAAAUGCCACGACACCAAGACACAAACAACACAGCAUGAUUCUUGUUCCUAUCAACACACCUGGAGUAGAAAUCAUAAGGCCUCUGUCAGUUUUUGGCUACAUGGAUCAUUUGCAUGGAGGACAUUUUGAGAUCCAUUUUAAUCAAGUGCGAGUUCCUGCCAGCAAUUUAAUACUAGGUGAAGGAAGGGGAUUUGAAAUUGCCCAAGGCCGCCUUGGGCCUGGCAGAAUCCACCACUGUAUGCGAACAGUAGGUCUGGCGGAGAGAGCUCUGCAGAUCAUGUGCGAACGGGCAACACAAAGGGUGGCCUUUAAGAAGAAACUGCAUUCGCAUGAGGUUGUGGCUCACUGGAUUGCUGAAAGCCGCAUUGCCAUUGAAGAGAUCCGCUUGUUGACCCUGAAAGCCGCUCACACCAUUGACACUCUGGGCAACACUGGCGCUAUCAAGCAGAUUGCAAUGAUUAAAGUGGCCGCCCCUCGGGCCGUCUGCAAAAUUAUUGACCGGGCCAUCCAGGUGUGUGGAGGUGCAGGUGUUUCCCAGGAUUACCCUCUGGCUAACAUGUAUGCCCUCACCAGAACUUUGCGCUUAGCAGAUGGACCAGAUGAAGUCCACCUCUCAGCAAUCGCGAAAUUGGAACUUGCAGACCAAGCCAGAAGCCUGAGGGCCAAGGUGUAAGGAGGCGACACCCUCUCACCCCUAACAACUGCAUGGGCUCCAGAAUUUGAAUCACAUUCUGUUUCUGUAGCAGUUUGAGCAGAGUAACUACUCAUUUUCAGUAAAGAUUUGAGGAUCUAUUUUGAUCAGUGGGUUUAAUCAUUUCAAGGGUCACACAAGAUUAAGUUAAAUAAAUUCUAAAAAUGGUUAUUCAGUCUAAUACCUAACUGUUUACUAGUUGAGUGUUUAAAUACUAAAUGUUAAUGAAAUAAAUUGGAGAGCUAAAGCAUAA